Molecule: messenger RNA, 450 nt
Organism: Arxiozyma heterogenica
Lineage: Eukaryota; Fungi; Ascomycota; Saccharomycetes; Saccharomycetales; Saccharomycetaceae
Gene: VPS51
Product: Vps51p
Exons: 1
Coding region: 1-450 (149 amino acids)
Source: RefSeq, a predicted model, not a curated record
AUGACAGAGCAAAUAUCACAUAAAAAAUCACUCAGAGUAAGUAGAUUGAAUACAGAUAGGCAGUUGCUAUUAAACAAGUAUCAACAAGAAAAUAAUGAAGAAAAUGGUGUAACGAUAAAAGAUGUGAAUGAAAAUGUAUCUGAUGGGGAUGAUAAUAACGUUAAAAACAGUGCAUCCAAUGAUGGUCCCAGUUUGGACAAACAAGAGGAGGUGAUAGUAGAGGAGCAGGAAAAAGAAAAAGAAUCUUCCAGUUAUACUUUUAAAGAAUUGAUACAAAUCCAUAAUAGGUUAUUAGGUAAGGAACAAGAAACUAAUAAUAUGAUAAAAUCAACAAUAUACGAUAAUUACUACGAUUUAAUAAGAGUUAAUGAUUCUUUAGAAAAUAUUCUUGAUCCAAAUAGCGAUAUUAAUCUCAUGUGGGACGAAUUAAAACAAAAUAUUAAUACUUAA